ACAUGCUAGCUCUUUUUGGACUGUCUUCACUCGCUCGGAAAUGUCAGAAAUUACACAGGCUUACUUGCGUUAUCGUGACAAGAAGACGAGAACAGAUCUGUUUGGAGAGAUAAUUAUUUGAUACAACUACUGAGGAAUUAGUCCGUCAACAUAAAGUGUCCGGUUUGGCUUUCACCGGUUUUCACAUGGGGGUUCUCGGCUUUUGAUUGGAGGACAGCGUCCACGUGCACAUUUUUUUUUUGCUACCAUGGCUUACGAGCAGAUUUGAUUACCUGUCAGGUUGUUCCGUGUUGCUUUGAGGAAUCUUCACAAAGGUUUCAUCUGGAUCUCCUGACUCACCUCCAGCUGAGUCAGCACAGUGAUUUCUCUCUUCCUUCUUACCAAACACGAUGGAUUUAAGCACAUUUGACAUUGACGCACCGCGAUGGGACCAGUCGACGUUCAUGGGGCGACUGAAGCACUUCUUCAACAUCACCGACUGCCGAACGGCACUCUUACCGGACUCACGGCUGGAUGAAGCUAAAGUUUUAGUGGAGAGCUUCAGGGCAGGAUCCGUCCCUCCAGGCACCUCGGUGGAGCAGCUCCACUAUGCAAAGAAGCUGUACGACUCAGCCUUCCAUCCGGACUCGGGAGACCGCAUGAACCUCAUCGGCCGCAUGUCCUUUCAGGUUCCUGGGGGCAUGGCCAUCACGGGCUUCAUGCUGCAGUUCUAUAGGACAGUUCCUGCUGUGGUGUUCUGGCAGUGGGUGAAUCAGUCUUUCAAUGCUCUGGUGAACUACACCAACAGAAACGCUGCGUCCCCCAUCACUCCAAAGCAGAUUGGAGUAGCUUACGUUACAGCCACCAGCACGGCUUUAGCAACAGCAGUGGGACUCAACCUUUAUACUAAGAGAGCCCCUCCUCUUGUGGCUCGAUGGGUUCCUUUUGCAGCCGUGGCAGCAGCUAACUGUGUGAACAUUCCCAUGAUGAGGCAGCAGGAAAUUCUGAAUGGCAUCGCUGUCACCGAUGAAAACGGCAACAAACUGGGUCACUCCAAGAAAGCAGCUGUGAAAGGCAUCACGCAGGUGGUCAUCUCACGGAUCACCAUGGCAGCGCCAGGAAUGAUCAUCCUCCCCAUCGUCAUGCAGAGGCUGGAAAAAUACAAAUUCAUGCAGAGAAUCACGUUCCUCCACGGACCAAUUCAAGUCAUGUUGGUGGGAGUGUUUUUGGUGUUCAUGGUGCCUGCAGCCUGCUCCCUGUUCCCUCAGCGAUGCUCCAUGGCUGUGUCGAAGCUGGAGCCCGAGCUGAGAGACUCCAUCAUGUCUCAGUACGGAGACCAAGUGAAACAAGUUUACUUCAACAAAGGCCUCUGAGAGCCAGCGGGCUGCUCAGUGACACACAUUGCACCAUGUGUGUGUGUUUAUGUAAUGUGUCAUCGUUUUUAAUAGCUAGUCAUGAUUAAAUGCCAGAUUUCUUUUAUUUCUUUUCUAAAUGUGCUGCGAGAUGUUUGUUCUCUUUUAUCUGAUUGAUUCUUCUGUUUUGCAUUAAUUGUUCCUCUGAACAGGACGGGUGCUCGUGUCACUUUGUGCUUCUGUUUGGGAACCAAAUGAUCUCCUCUCAGGAACACCAUGUUUGCCAGAUUAAAUCUGUUUUAGGUGUUUUUUGUUUUUUCAUUAUGUAACUCAGCUGUUUUCAUUGGCUUUUUGUUGGAUCGUGAGCCUUUGGUCUGCUGAUUCUCCCUUCAGUCUGUGCCUUCUAUAAAGCUGCAGGAGCCAUGCCGCUGGACUGUGGUUCAGUUUUGUUCUUUCAUGACCUGAAAAAAGACUCGAGUCUUUAAAGUCACUGUGGUGGAAGCUACUGCCCUCUUCUGCCUGUAAGGGGGUAUGUGUAGGAUUUAUCUGAAAUGGUGGCCUGAUUAUUCCUCUGUGUGAACUCUGACCUCAGCUGGAAUAAAGCCAGAGUUUUAAAACA
Molecule: messenger RNA, 1950 nt
Organism: Nothobranchius furzeri (turquoise killifish)
Lineage: Eukaryota; Metazoa; Chordata; Actinopteri; Cyprinodontiformes; Nothobranchiidae
Gene: sfxn2
Product: sideroflexin 2
Biological process (GO): serine import into mitochondrion; monoatomic ion transport
Cellular component (GO): mitochondrial inner membrane
Molecular function (GO): monoatomic ion transmembrane transporter activity
Source: RefSeq, a predicted model, not a curated record